Delphinapterus leucas (beluga whale) is the source of this 4464-nucleotide messenger RNA. Lineage: Eukaryota; Metazoa; Chordata; Mammalia; Artiodactyla; Monodontidae. The record is from RefSeq and is a predicted model, not a curated record.
GGGCCCCUCCGCCUGCGCCCGCCCGUGCCGCGGCAUCUCUUCCUCUCCCACGCGCGCGGCCUCGAAGCUCCUGGCGGGUGUUCCGCCCCCGCUGGGAUCGCUCUGAGCACUGGUUCCCCAGCGCCCUCCCCUCGCCCCAGAGUCUUGGGUUUCGUCACUCCGGGUAGCUCCCACUCUGCCCCCGCCCGACUCUUGCCCGGCGGGCCGCCCUCAGUCCCUGCGCAGGGCCCUCGGGGACACCCCAUCCGGCCCUGGAUGCGGGCCGAGGCGCCGUGCGCGGCGCCCGGGGAGGGGAGGGGAGGCGACGCCGUCCUCGCGUUGGGCGCAGCGCCCCUUGGGUGGCAACGCAGCUCGGAGCCCAGCCUACUGCAGAGUUGUCUGGAGGGGGAAGGGUGCAGUGAGUCAGGGGCACACCCAGCGUACCAGGCCUGUUUCCGGAACUGACAUCCCAGACUAGUUUGAGGUGGCCGCUGGGGGGUGUGGAGCGGGCCCAGAAGCUUAAGAUCUUGAGGAGGUGGUACGAGUCUGUCUUCCAUCCUGGGGCUCUAGAGGGAGUGCUAAUACUACGUUGAUGUAACUACACUGGAUGAUUUCAGGGUGCUUUUCUAUCGUUUGAUCUGUAUCAGCAUAUUAAUUAAACAUUAGAAUUCUUCACAAGCGUGGGGUUCCGGUCAUGAGAACGACAGAAAACAUUUACUGAGCACCUACUGUGUGCCAGACGCCAUUCCAAGCCUGCUUCUCAGAUCUUUUUCCAUUCUCGGAAUAACCUUUUUAUACUGGUCCCAGAAAACCCCGUUUUGCAAAUGAUUAUACAGGCUGAGCUGAGAUUCACCCAGGUGAGGGGCUCUGGCCCCCUCGUGUUGCCUACUGCAGCAGCCCGUGCUAAUUCUCUCUGUAGGUCCUUUGGUGAGGACCUUGGUCACCUCUGAGUCAGGGUGUGAAUAGCAUCUUCCUGCAGGGGGUACCGAGCUUGGUCUCACCCAGUGACUGGGCAGCGCACAGCAUGUUGGGUGAGCACACAGUUUUAUAAGCAGACAGUGGCUGAGGGCCUUUAUCUGUUUUUGAAGAAUAGAAAAGUUGUAGGGAUCUUGAGGCACUUACUGAAUUUGAGUAGGUUCAACACAGCAGGUACAAACGAUGAAGUAAAACCACGUAGGUUGAUCUCGGUUAAAUAUUGAAAUCUGUCGAUUAAAAAGAAAAGCUUCAUUUAGUGAACAUCUCUAGAGCACCACAGAAGUGCAUGGCUCCAGCUGUGGGACAUGUGAAGGGAAUGACACGGCCAGCUAAACAGAGUGUCUUUGGUUUUAAGGGCAUUUCGCCUAUUUUUAGCAGAUUCUAGGGUUUCUAGAGUAGACAAACAUACCUGCAGUUAAAGACACUUAUACUGUUUUGCAACCUUUAUGCCUUUAAUUUACUUUUCUUUCUUUCUUUUUUUUUUUUUGGCCACGCCGCGCUUUUCUUGUGGGAUCUUAGUUCCCUGACCAGGGAUUGAACGCGGGCACUCGGCAGUGAAGGCGCAGAGUCCUAACCACUGACCAUCAGGGAAUUCCCUUUAAGUUACUUUUAAAUGUGCCAAACACCAUACAGAGCCCGUCUCUUCACAGAAUGUGCUGAUCAAAAGGGAAGAUGUUUUCAGUGCUGAUUGUAUAAUGUACUAAACAACGACGGCCUUGCAUUUGGAAUUGGAAAGAACUGACGUAGACCUGUUUUUCCUGUAAACUUCUAGUGCAUACAGGAAAGUGCGUUUAACGUGGAGAACAAACGUGACGCAGGGGUUCGAACCGGGUCUGGGUAUAGCAGAGGUGUGAGGAGGCAGUGCCCUCUGCACACCGCCCCAGCCUUCUUGCUGUGGGGUGAGGGUCGAGGAUGAACCGAACGGAUUUUGUUUCGCUGACUCCCCACAGGGGCUGGAUGACUGUGUUCCUUGUGUGUAAUCUUAGCCCGCGCCCUGGCGGAGUAGCGGAUUGGAAAGUGGCGCUGGUUGUGUUUACAGCUGUAUUAAGUUCCUUCACGCUAAAAAAUGGAAGAGCUGUUAGAUCCAGCGGCUUUGUUUCUAACAAAGGUUUCCUGUCUGUGAAGAUAGUAUUCUUACAGGAGGAACCAGAUUUAGGGAGUGGCUGCCUUGUGCCAGCAUUUCUAGAACCUGAAGAAGCAACUUGGGUGGCCUGAGAUGUGGCUGCUCCCAGUCUGGUGGCCAAAACCAUCUUUGCAGAACCUUUCAGAGAAGAGGCAUUGUCUCCACGGGUCCCCCGCCCCUUUCUCCUAAACCUGCCCUUGCACCCUUGCUUUCUCCCUCGGUGGAAACCUCUGUCCUCUAUUCCUCUGUGACUUCUUAUUUGAUGCUCUCUGACCGCAUUUUGUCUCUGGCAGAUAUCAACCUGAAUUCUCCUAACAAAGGUCUGCUCUCCGACUCCAUGACGGAUGUCCCUGUCGACACAGCGGUGGCCGCCCAGGCUCCUGCUGUGGAGGGUCUGACAGAUGCCGAGGCGGAGGAGCUCAGGGCUGAGCUUGCAAAGGUGGAGGAGGAAGUUGUCACUCUGCGCCAGGUGCUGGCAGCCAAGGAGAGGCACUGUGGCGAGCUGAAGAGGAGGCUGGGCCUUUCUACCUUGGAGGGCCUGAAGCAGAACCUGUCCAGGGGUUGGCAUGAUGUACAGGUGUCUAACGCCUACGUGAAAACUUCUGAGAAACUUGGAGAGUGGAAUGAGAAAGUGACCCAGUCGGACCUCUACAAGAAGACCCAGGAAACCCUCUCUCAGGCAGGACAGAAGACCUCAGCAGCCCUGUCCACCAUGGGCUCUGCCAUCAGCCGGAAGCUUGGGGACAUGAGGAAUUCUGCCACCUUCAAGUCAUUUGAGGACCGAGUUGGGACCAUAAAGUCUAAGGUUGUCAGUGGCGGAGAGAAUGGCAGUGACAACCUUCCCUCCCCGACCGGGAGUGGAGACAGACCCCGGCCCGAUCACACGCCCUUCUAAGCCCGUAGCGGCUUUGCCCGGCCACGGAACAAGCACACCGUCAUCGCCACAACGGCAACUUCGAGCGGCGGGUGUUGAGAACAAUCGGGCCAUCCCCGUGGAGACGUGGCUGCCGCGCUCGCAUGGGUCAGAGAACAUGUCUUGUACACGGAUGCCUCCCCUUCUGUCGGCAGAUCAGCAAAUCACUGCGCCGUCCUGCCUUGGAGCAGGAAGCGGGCAGGGUGGCGGGUCCCAGGGUGGGAGCCAAAGCCAAGCUCCUGUUGGGAGUCUUGUUAGUGGAUCAGCAUGUUGAAAGCGGGGUGGGGGGGGGGAAGAGCGAUAAGUAUAAAAUGCGUGGUGUUUUCUAAACUCCUUCCCUAAGUCGCAGAAGGAAGAGUCAUCCAGAAAGCCCUGCCUGAUCUGCAGUUUUAUUUCAAAAUGCCAAACAGGAAAACUACCCAUUUCCUGAGAGCUUCCAGAAAGCUGAUGAUCAGCAGACGCCUGAUCAUUACGCUAAUGACCCAGCUUUAAGAAAAGCAAAUUCUUUAUUUUUUAGAAGCAGUGGGUUUUUCAAAAAGUAAAACUAAGCAAAGCAGCUUUAGCCUCACAGUUAGAAAAUAUUAUUCCUUUGGACUCAAGCUGAAGUGCACGCCUUAUAUUGCCUUAUGUUUUAUUUGUUUAUAAUGUUUUUAUAUAUAUAAAUGAGGGUUCCUUAGUGGAUUUUGAGCGCUAUGUAAAAUCCUGCAUCCAGCCGAGGGGCAGCACCUCUGUGCCAGUGGUGUGUUUUAUUUCACGAGUGCAUUCCAUCCCCGUAUAGAAAACUGGCUUCUCGCUCCUCUCAGUGACCGGGGCAGCUCCCACUGGCUGGUGGGGGUGGGAGAAAGAAAGACCAGCACCUUCACAGAGGGCUGGCGCUGCCCCUGUACAGGCUGGGCCUGGCUGGCACAUCACCGAUCAGCGGCUCCAACCUGGGUGUGUGGCACACGCCAGGGCCAGCGAGCAACAGGCAGACCCUGCAGGUAGGUCAGGGCCAGGGCGUCGGGUCAGCUGGGACUCUGCUGUUGCCUUUUCUCAGGAGCUACAAAGAUCUCUUUCUGCUCCGAUGCCGCCACAGCCCAGCAGCCUCUCACCCAGGGCUCCACGUCUGGCGCACCUGGAGGGGCGCUCUGUGCCUUACAGGCUCUUAGCGGGCAGAGACCUCGCCGGCAUCUGUGCACUCUUGAAGGGAAGGAGCUGUCAGCUCAGUGUCUUCUCUGGUCGACUGUGAUGUGCUGUCUGGUACCUGAGUGUCUGCUGGUCACUUCAGACACACUGGGGGGUGGGGGGUGGCUGCAGUCCACACUCGUGCCUUGGGAGGAACGCUGCUCUGUGCUUUUUCCCCAGGGUUGGAGUCUCUCAGAUGGGGUGUGAUGGGAAGGCAGGAUGCAGGUGUAAUAACUGAUUUAUCUUUUCCUUAAAGUAGAUAACGGGUGAUUUGUCAAUAAAGCCUUCCUUUGGGGGAAAACCCACUUAA